Molecule: messenger RNA, 1912 nt
Organism: Eucalyptus grandis
Lineage: Eukaryota; Viridiplantae; Streptophyta; Magnoliopsida; Myrtales; Myrtaceae
Product: probable inorganic phosphate transporter 1-8
Exons: 4
Coding region: 157-1650 (497 amino acids)
Biological process (GO): transmembrane transport
Cellular component (GO): membrane
Molecular function (GO): transmembrane transporter activity
Source: RefSeq, a predicted model, not a curated record
UCUUAGGCGUACGCUACGAAGCAAUGAUUUCCAUUGGUCUGUAUCUUCUCCUCCAUCAUCUUUAUAACCGGACCACAAUCAUUACGCAACAAAAGCAUUAGACUGCUGCAUUCGAAGGUUGUUUCUUGAAGAAGCAGAACUUUGUGACGAGCGACCAUGCCGCUGAGAGUUCUCUCUACACUCGAUGCUGCCAAGACACAGUACUACCACUUCAAGGCCAUCAUCGUGGCAGGAAUGGGGAUAUUCACCGAUGCCUACGACCUCUUCUGUAUCCCGCCUAUCACGAGAAUGCUCGGACAUAUAUACUACAAAUCCAAUAACAGCCGAAUCCAGCCUGCCGCCGAAGCAGCCAUGCUGGUCGUCGCUCUACUCGGCACCGUGAUUGGACAACUUGUAUUCGGCUGGCUCGGCGAUCAUGUUGGGAGGAGGCGUGUGUAUGGCUUUUCCUUGAUGCUCAUGAUCGCGGGGUCAAUCGGGUGCGGAUUCUCCAUGGGCACAACACAAGCCCGUGUCUUGGCGAGUCUAGGGUUUUUCAGGUUCUUGCUCGGGUUAGGGAUCGGAGGAGACUACCCGCUCUCGGCGACGAUCAUGUCGGAGUUUGCUAACAAGAGGAAGCGCGGUGCAUUCAUAGCGGCCGUCUUCUCGAUGCAAGGGAUUGGGAUUCUGGCGAGCUCAAUUGUCACGAUGGUGGUGUGCAGGAUAUUUGGCCGGAAAGAUGACAGCACAAAUGACGCUGAUAUUGCCUGGAGGUUGAUAUUGAUGCUGGGUGUUGUUCCUACCGCAUUAACAUAUUACUGGCGGAUGAUGAUGCCUGAAACUGCAAGGUACACCGCUUUGGUAGAGCUAAAUGUGCUCCAGGCUGCCCGGGACAUGGGGCGAGUCCUGGACGUGCCCUUGAGCCAGAUUGCCGAGGUAGAUCUCGUCCCACCGAGCCCGCCAUCCUACCCUCUCUUUUCCAGGAAGUUCUUCUUCCUUCACGGUCGCGACCUCCUUGCUUGCUCCGCCUUGUGGUUCCUCAUCGACAUCGUCUUUUACAGCAGCAACCUCUGCCAAUCCCACAUCUUCGAAAUAAAAGAUGAUGGCAGCGCCUUUGACGCUGCCUUCAAGGUCGCGGAGUUCCAGGCCAAAGUGGCUUGCUACUUUACAAUCCCCGGUUACUUUGCCGCCGUCUUCCUCAUCGAUCGUAUUGGGCGACUCAGGAUCCAAGUGGUUGGAUUCGUCCUCAUGGCCGGCCUUUACUCCUUCUGCACGUACCUAUAUAUAAAAGACAGCAAGGGCGUGCUUUUCGUGAUGUACGGCAUGGCCUUCUUCUUCGCCAAUUGUGGGCCCAACACGACCACGUUCAUUGUGCCAGCUGAGCUGUUCCCUGCGCGAUUCAGGUCGACGUGCCACGGGAUCGCUGGGGCUGCGGGGAAGCUCGGGGCAAUGAUUGGCGCUGCGGGGUUCUUCCUGAUCUCGAAGGGUGGUGACGACCCAAAUAGGGACGAGGAGAGGACAGGGAUAGAAGUUAUCCUGAUCACAUUGGGUGGAAUUUGCGUGACGGGGACGGCGGUGACCAUGUUGCUCACGAGGGAGACAAUGGGGAUAUCGCUUGAGGAUAAUGAGAAAGAGUACGAGGGUGAGUCUGUUCAAGGCAAGUGCUUUCCAUAGUUCGUGGUUACAAAAUACGAUCAUGUUGAGUGAUCCCGUGUCGUCUUAUUGUUGACUGUUAAAAAUUUAGAAUGUUGCGGAAACGUAGUGUUAAUACGGUGAUAGUUUGUGGUUUGAAUUUCUGUACAAGUAUACAUGUGUAUAGUAUUUAUUCGGUAGAGGAUGGACAAGAGACGGGAUGCAUAAUACAAGAUAUGAAAGUCAUGGGAUCAACGGAGAAUAAUUUUAUUAGUUGAAUAAAAUAAUUUGAUGGAGGUAUUAA